AUGAUCGGUGCGGCGAGGAGCGAAUCCUCGCAGGUGUUGUGGAGCACGAUGGUGCUCUUGCCGCCCAUGAAGAUCUCCGAGGUGUACUCGUCCAUGGCCCUCUUGCUGUCUCCAACGUAUGGCACAUACUGCAAAACAACGGUGAAGCUUCAGUAUAUAAUUCCAGGUUUUUGCACCAACAGUGAAUGUGUCCGUAGAAGACCAUGUCAUCCACCACGUUACUCUUGGAGAUCUCCUUGGAACGGAAUGUCUGCGGCGCAGAUAGGUUCAUCCCAUCGUUGUUCCCCAGAUGGUUGUAGCUGA
Molecule: messenger RNA, 303 nt
Organism: Triticum turgidum subsp. durum (durum wheat)
Lineage: Eukaryota; Viridiplantae; Streptophyta; Magnoliopsida; Poales; Poaceae
Source: the annotation of a GenBank genome assembly